AACAACCAUCCAAACAGAGUGUAAUUCCUCCACUACUUGUCAUUCCCUCGCCGCCGUCUCACAUUCCGUCACAAUGUCCGACGAGGACGAUCACUUAGCUCCUCCCUUGUCCAACAACAACUCUCCACCGUCAUCGCCGCCGUGUACGGACAACAAUCAACUAGCACUAGUUCCAACUCCGUCACUUACACCGGCGCUGGCGUCAUCCCGAACGCCAGUUUUUCCGUCACGAGAAGAUUGCUGGUUAGAAUCAGCAACACACACAUUAAUACAAGCGUGGGGUUCCAAAUACGUUGAACUCAACCGAGGUAACCUCCGUCAUCACCACUGGGAACAAGUCGCUAAUGCCGUUAACGCAUUACACGCCCAUACUAAAAAACAAUACCGUACUGAUAUACAGUGCAAAAACCGCAUCGAUACCUUGAAAAAGAAGUACAAAAUUGAAAGAGCUAAAGUUUCUCAAUCUAACGGCCGGUAUGUAUCCACGUGGCCUUUCUUCAACAGCCUCAACGCCCUAAUCGGCGUCAACUUUAAAGUUUCUCCGUCGCCGCCGCAGACGGCAACAUUUCCUCCUCAUCGAAGAACGCCGCCGCCGGUGACGUCAUCUCUUCAAUGGAGAACACCGAAGACGGAAACUCCUCUUCAAUGGAGAUCGCCGCCGCCAUUACCAUCGUCGCCGCCGGCGGAAAAACCUAUUCAAUGGAGAGAGCCGCCGUCAUUUGGCGUACCGGUAGGUGUCCGGUCGACAGUAUCACGGAGGAAUUUCUCGGCGAUGGCGGCGGCAGCGGCGGGGAUUAGUGAUUCCGGCGAAGAGGCGGCGGCGGCGGCGGCGGCGGAGGAGGAGGAGGAAUCGGAGACGUCGAGUUUGGCAGCGUCGGCUAUGGCAAUUAAUGCUAGUGGUAGAAGCAAGAGAAAGAGGAAUAAUGGUUAUAAUUUGGUGGCUGAGGCAAUAGGGAGGUUUUCGGAGAUAUAUGAAAGAGUUGAGAAGGCGAAACAGAGACAAAUGGUGGAGUUGGAGAAGCAAAGAAUGCAAUUUGCUAAAGAUUUGGAGAUACAGAGAAUGAAACUGAUUAUGGAGUCACAAGUGCACCUUGAAAAGCUUAAAUGCUCUAAAAUGCAGUUCAGGAGAUGAUAAUUGCUUGUAGAUGGAGGGUGGUGACAUGCUCUACAAUAUGUGGAUCUUUUUUGGAAGCUUUAUAUAUAUGUUGAUUAGCGUCUUCAAAAGGAUACAAAAAUGCUACCUUGAAGAUGAUACAAAUAUGCUAGUUCCAGGCUUGAUUUGCUUGGUUGUUGCUUAAGAACUUGUAUCUAGCUGCUUGAGAAUCUGGAGUAAUUUUGUAACUUACCUUUCUCUAGAUUACAUGUUUUUUGCACUUCGGCUAGGUGAAAAUGUUGACUUGAGACUGACCUUACCAUGUUCCUAGUUAUAUAUUACUUCAAGCUGUUCAUGA
Lycium barbarum (goji berry) is the source of this 1451-nucleotide messenger RNA. RefSeq names its product trihelix transcription factor ASIL2-like. Lineage: Eukaryota; Viridiplantae; Streptophyta; Magnoliopsida; Solanales; Solanaceae. Bases 74 to 1132 code for a protein of 352 amino acids. The record is from RefSeq and is a predicted model, not a curated record. Gene Ontology annotation, molecular function: transcription cis-regulatory region binding. Gene Ontology annotation, cellular component: nucleus. The transcript is spliced from 2 exons.